Argentina anserina (silverweed cinquefoil) is the source of this 1311-nucleotide messenger RNA. Its product is annotated as transcription repressor OFP3-like. Gene Ontology annotation, molecular function: DNA binding. Gene Ontology annotation, biological process: negative regulation of DNA-templated transcription. The coding region runs from base 57 to 1181 and encodes 374 amino acids. The record is from RefSeq and is a predicted model, not a curated record. NCBI's taxonomy places the organism in Eukaryota, Viridiplantae, Streptophyta, Magnoliopsida, Rosales, Rosaceae. The transcript has a single exon.
AGUGCUGAUCAUAAGAGUGAGAUACUAAGUUUGAGACACUCAAUGAGCCAUAGUUGAUGGGCAACUACAGGUUUAGAUUGUCAGAUAUGAUACCAAAUGCCUGGUUUUACAAGCUCAAAGAUAUGAGCAAAACCAGAAAACACAACACUACUUCUCCCAAGAAUUUCUCACAAGGAACCCAUCUUUCAAAAACUUUAUACUCCUACUACAUCACAACAGAUCAGCAACCCAACAGAGAUGAAAAGUUCUACAACUCACUUGCACACCCCAGAGCCUCAAAUACACAUUUUCCAGAACAACCCAGAAGGUCAUCAACCAGGAGAAGCAGAAGGAAAGCUGUGUACAAGCCUUCUCCUAACAAGCAUGUCAGCUCUUCCUCUGUUUCCUCCGGCCAUUGUAGCUGUCAUGCCUCAAUUCCAGAGUCUUCAGACUACUUUGGCUCAUCUUCAAGUGAGAGUCAUUCCACUGAAGCUCAUGACUUUCAUGAACUGAUUCCAUCCGAGUUCGAAAGCAGCCAGUUGGGUGCUUCUGAGUUUGGCUCUUAUAGCUGCAGAGUCAGUUCUUCAACUUCUAACACCAUCAGUGAUAAGAAAAAAGAAGGCUCAACAAACAGAGUUGAUGAUAGGUUUGAUAUGAUCUCGGAGUUGGAGCUUCCUCCAAUCUUGACAAAGCCAAUGAAAUUUGAUGAUUAUAAUAAGGCAAUUUCGUCCACCAAGUUCAGGAAAAGUACGUCAUCCAAAUUGAAGGAAACAAAAAGACACCAGUCUCUUUCUGUCAAGAUUGUCAAGGAAGAAAGAAGCAGUAGUAAGACACAGAAGAACCAGAAGACAACAACUCCUUUCGUUCGGAACUCGUCGACUUCUCCAACCGGCAUAAGGCUUCGAGGCAACUCUCCGAGACUGGCAAGCAAGAAACUUCAACAGCCCUUUGGUGGUAGAAAGAGUGUGUCAAAGAAUAGAGGCAUCUCGGAAAGCUUUGCAGUUGUGAAGUCCUCAAUUGAUCCACAGAGGGACUUCAAGGAAUCGAUGAAGGAGAUGAUUGUGGAGAACAACAUCAAGGAAUCUAAGGAUUUGGAAGACCUUCUUGCUUGUUAUCUUUCACUCAACUCAAAGGAACACCAUGAUCUCAUUGUCAAGGCUUUCGAGCAAAUAUGGUUUGAUAUAAUUCAGAUCAAAACCUGAGAUUCUUAGGCUAUGAAAUUCAUAUGCAUAUAUCCACAUAAUCUUAUUAGUCAUGGUAACUACUUUAUUUUCUCAUUUCCGGCUUCAUCUUAUUCUUAUCUACAGAAAAGCUGAAUGACUUGUAUCUAUU